AGAUAGGAAUGAGAUGACAAUAAUACUGUGCCAGCACUGCUUGCCUUGCCUGAAAGUGUUAAAAGUCACAGAUGCCGUGCCAAAAAGGAGUGGGUGCGGAGCAGCCCUAUUCAAUCUCCAUUCCUGAAGUGCCAUACUUUUUCUUUUGAAGUGUACUUGGAAUGAGCAGGACCUUUGUUCUCUUGCAACAGUCUGUCACUUUGAGGAAAAGGCUUUUGUUCCAAGGGGCUGGGGCACUUGAUGCUCUUAAUCUUACCCAGACUUUGGACUGGUUGCUCAGGUUUAUUUUUAAACCAGAGAUUAAUGACACUAACCUGAGGUAUUUCACCAUCUCAAGGUAUUCUUACUGCCUCCUUCCAGCUGCAGCAAGUAAGAGGGAUGAGACAGAGCUGAGUGAAAAUGGUUGACAAAGACAGUAAGGAGAUCUCUGUUGAGAUGAGUGAGAAAGAAGGUUUCGAGAACAAUGGGUUCGUUCAGAGUGAGGAGGUGGAGGAAAUGGAGGCUGAUGCCGUCAGCCAAGAAGCCAUGCCAAAACUGUGUGCUGUUGGCUUGGAUUUAGGACCUAUGCAAGAGGUAACUCUACGGCCUUAUGCUGGCAUGCCCAAAGAGGUCCUCCUUCAAUUUUCAACUCAAGCACGCUAUCGAGUUACCAGAGAGAUACUUUUUUGGUUGAUCAUUGCUGCUUCUCUGGUGCUUUUGGCUGCUACAGUGGCAAUCAUUGUCAUGUCCCCCAAAUGCCUUGGCUGGUGGCAAGCCAGCCCCAUCUACCAGAUCUAUCCUCGGUCAUUUAAGGACACCAACAAGGAUGGAAAUGGUGAUCUCAAAGGUAUCCAAGAAAAACUAGAUUAUGUCCAGUAUCUCAACAUAAAAACAAUUUGGAUCACAUCUUUUUACAAAUCCGCUCUGCAAGACUUUGGAUAUGGAAUAGAGGAUUUCCAAGACAUAGAUCCAAUAUUUGGCACAAUGAAGGAUUUUGAGAUCCUGGUUGCAGCGAUCCAUGACAAAGGUAUAAAAGUGAUAAUGGACCUAAUCCCAAACCACACUAGUGACAAACACAAGUGGUUCCAGCUCAGUCGCAACCGGACUGGAAAGUACACCGAUUAUUACAUCUGGCAUGACUGUGCCCAUGUCAAUGGGAAAACUAUACCACCAAAUAACUGGGUGAGCAUAAGGGGGAAUUCCAGUUGGCAAUAUGACGAUGUGAGAAAACAAUGCUACUUCCAUCAGUUUGGAAAAGAACAGCCAGAUUUAAACUUGCGUAACCCAAAUGUUCAAGAAGAAAUUCAUGAUGUUAUUAGGUUUUGGCUUGGCAAAGGCAUUGAUGGAUUUAGUAUUAACACUGUUAAAUUCCUUCUGGAAGCAACACAUCUGAGAGAUGAGCCUCAAGUGAAUAAAUCCCAAAAUCCGGACAGCAUCACAGCCUAUUCCGAAUUGUACCAUGACUAUACUACGACCCAGGUUGGCAUGCAUGAUAUAAUCCGCAGCUUCCGGCAUACCAUGGAUAAGUUCAGCAGUGAGCCCGGAAGAUACAGGUUUAUGGGCACAGAAGCCGAUGACCAUGACAUCAAGAGGACUAUGAAAUAUUAUGGGACAUCUUUUAUUCAAGAAGCAGACUUUCCUUUUAACCUCCACCUCAUGAACAUGCAAGAAAUCUCGGGAAAUGCUAUUUUUGAAAUGGUAGCUUUGUGGAUGAAGAAUAUGCCACAAGGGAAAUGGCCAAACUGGGCGGUUGGAGGCCUCAACAGUGUACGUAUCUCCUCUCGAGUUGGGAAGGAAUACAAAAAUGUGAUAAAUAUGCUGCUUCUAACCCUUCCUGGAACACCUACAACCUAUUAUGGUGAAGAAAUCGGGAUGGAAGAUAUCACAUCAGAAACAGCAGCCUUUCCUGAAAAGUCACCCAUGCAGUGGGAUGACGGCCAUCAUGCUGGCUUUACUGAGGGCAAUUCAACCUGGCUUCCUAUAAAUCCUGACUAUCCAACUGUGAAUGUGCAUGUUCAGCGGAGUCAAUCAAAUUCUACUCUGAAUUUGUAUCGAGAGCUCAAUUUGCUUCGUACCAACGAACUUCCCAUUCAGAGGGGAUGGAUGUGUUAUAUUUGGAACGACAGUGAUGUCUUUGUGUAUGUGAGAGAACUGGACGGGUUGGACCAAGUGUUUAUGAUGGUCCUGAAUUUUGGACAGGAGACCACAACAGAUCUGCAAGCUUUGGUUCCUGAACUUCCCUCAAAAGUUAUUAUAAAGCUAAGCACCAACUCAAACAACAAUGGUAAAGAUGUAAAUGCAAAAUCAAUCAAAACUGGUAAGGGUGAAGGACUGAUUUUGGAAUACAGGACAAGCAAGGCAGUCCACAAGAUGGAAACUUUCACAGAUAAGUGUUUUGUUGCAGAAAAGGCAUGCUAUUCCAGUGCCUUCAAUCUACUCUACAUGUACUGCUAAGUGCCAGUGUCUGUUUAUUCCACAGUUCAUGAAGAGACAACCAUCCAUGAAUUUUCAGAAGGACUGAUAGUAUGUCAGAAGGCUUCAGUAUGUUUUAUUAUCAUUCUAGUGUAUGCCAACUGAUGACAGAUUUGUUACUCAGCAAUUUCAGUGACAGACCCAGUAACAUAUUCCUGCUCAUUUAAUUGUAGCAGGUCAUAAGCACAGUCAGUCUGCAGCUCCACUUUUCCAAUCCACAGAAAAUAUCUCUCAUCAGAAAUAAUUUCCUGCUUUGAGCAGCAGGAUGGAUUAGAUGACCUCCACAAUCCUUUCCAGCUUUAAAAUUAUGUGAAAUUGUAUGUUUUUGCCAUAGUUCAGAAAAAAUCAUUAAAGAUGAUUUAUUACUCCCCAUUUACUUAAAUCUUCCAAAAUGAUUUACACAUUCAUAAUUUUAACAUCAUAUGGCAAUAAAGUUAUUUCUGAGUAUAUUACUUACUACUUUAAUCAUUCCUUUGCAAUAUAUUACGUAUUACUUUAAUCAUUCCUUGGCAUUUUUAGCAAUUUUAAGUUUCCAUUUUUAAUUUUUUAAAAACAAUUGAACAAACUCAUCAACAAACAUUAGUAAUGUUUCUUCAAUAUUUUAACAGUAAUGGAGACACAGCCUUUAGCAACAUAAAUCUAGUGUAUCGGCACUAACACAAAUAUUUCCAAGCUCUGAUUUCUACCCUUCACAUGUCCUAGACUUCAUCUUCUGUCUCAUGGGGACAAAAAUACAUGCAAAAUUUGGAGUUAAUUUUUAGGAAUGCAUUGAUAGAGGUUAUAACAAACUCAAGUGAUUAAGAUGCUGACUCUGUUGAUUGCAAGAUCGGCAGGUUGGCAGUUCGAGGCUCGAGUGCUGCAUGAUGGGUUGAGCUCCUGUCACUAG
Molecule: messenger RNA, 3337 nt
Organism: Sceloporus undulatus (fence lizard)
Lineage: Eukaryota; Metazoa; Chordata; Lepidosauria; Squamata; Phrynosomatidae
Gene: SLC3A1
Product: solute carrier family 3 member 1
Biological process (GO): carbohydrate metabolic process; amino acid transport
Source: RefSeq, a predicted model, not a curated record